UAGGUAAAAGUGUCGGGGUUUUAUUGAAGUAUAUAUCCGUCAAUGUGCGUUUGGUAAUACGCGUGCGUUUAAUAAUAAAAAAACUAAAAGUGGCUGUAAAGGAAGCGAUCAGAAACUCUUCACUGGACAUGCUCUAUCAUCUCAACGGAUUACCGACAUCUCAGUCCCCUUAAACCGGAUGCACAAAGGGAAUUAAAUCACUCAGAUUGUUUCCUCGUUGGAUAAGAUCACAGUUUGCACUUAACAUCAACAGAAGCGUCACAUGCUGAUGGCUCAACGGUACGAAGACCUUGCCCUAUAUGGUGGCGGUAUGGAUGGAGUUGGGGUCCCGACGUCCAUGUACGGGGACCCGCACGCGCCUCGGCCCCUGCCGCAGGUUCACCAUUUGAACCACGGGCCACCGCCACAUGUCAACCAGCACUACGGGGCCCACGCACCGCACAGCAUCAUGCCCAGCAGCAUGGGCUCGGCUGUCAACGACGCACUUAAGAGAGACAAGGACCAAAUUUAUGGGCACCCGUUAUUUCCGCUUCUGGCGCUGGUGUUUGAGAAGUGCGAGCUGGCCACAUGCACACCGAGAGAGCCCGGAGUCGCUGGAGGAGAUGUGUGCUCAUCCGAUUCAUUUAACGAGGACAUCGCUGUGUUUGCCAAACAAAUUCGGGCGGAGAAGCCGUUAUUUUCUUCUAAUCCAGAGUUGGACAAUUUGAUGAUUCAGUCAAUACAAGUAUUACGAUUCCAUCUUUUAGAACUCGAAAAGGUGCACGAGCUUUGCGACAACUUCUGCAAUCGGUAUAUUAGCUGUUUGAAGGGCAAAAUGCCCAUUGACCUGGUGAUUGAUGAACGGGAUGGAUGCAAGACCGACUUCGACGACCUCUCAGGAUCCUCGACAAAUCUCGCAGAUCACGUGAGGUUUUAUCUCAUUAAAGUGACUUUCUUCUUUUGCUUUUUCUCUCUCGUCCUGCUUUCACGCUGUUGUUUAUCAGGAGAUGGCUUGGAUAACAGCUUGGCAUCUCCGGGAACAGGGGACGAGGACGACCAAGACAAGAAACGGCAGAAGAAGAGAGGAAUCUUCCCCAAAGUGGCGACCAACAUCAUGCGGGCAUGGCUCUUCCAGCAUCUCACGCACCCCUACCCAUCCGAAGAACAGAAGAAGCAGCUAGCGCAGGACACAGGCCUCACCAUCUUACAAGUGAAUAACUGGUUUAUCAAUGCUCGAAGAAGAAUCGUGCAGCCCAUGAUUGAUCAGUCUAACAGAGCGGUAAGUCAAGGAAGCGCUUACAGCCCCGAUGGUCAGCCUAUGGGAGGCUUUGUGCUAGACGGCCAACAACACAUGGGUCUCCGGCCUGGCGGUCCCAUGGGAGGAAUGGGUAUGAACGUGGGUAUGGAUGGACAGUGGCACUACAUGUAAACGCCUCCCCGCUUCCCAAACCAUAAAUGUUUUGAUGGUGGCCUCAGGAAUAGUCCCGGCGCUGGCCAGAGGCAUGAGGAGUCACGUCACAUUCAUCCUCACCUGAUCACGUGCCUGUCCGGUCACCUCCUGUCUACACGAGACCUUCCAAAUCUCUCACGGACCCCUCAUCAUCUGGCCAUCAUAUCUCCAGCCAAAGGACUGUCUGCAGGAGCACCAACAUUACAAAAACAGACUUGAAGCAUUUGUGCCAAAAGAGAGACUUCUGAAAAGACAAUUGGAGAUCUUUUCUUUUUAAAUUAUUUAUUUAUUCUUGUUAUACUGUCAAGAAGCGCGGGGACCACACCAUUUGUGCACUUUUGCUCAACCAUAGAGUGGCCGCCCCAGACGCAAAUAUUCCAUACCUCCUCACGCACAAGUGCACACGCUCAUAUUAAACGCUUUUAACUGUGGAAUCAAGUAAAAGAUGCUAAAAGCCCUCAAGAAUUGAAAUGUGAGUGUAUGACGAGUUUUUUUCUUUCUUUCUUUUGGGAAAUGUUCUAUGUUUGGGUUUGUGUCAUUGACUAGGUUUUAGACCUUUGCAUUUAUGAUUCUACAAAGUUUGAAGGAAGUGGAACCACUUGAUGGGAUCAUUAUGGCACACAUCUGACACAAAUUCCAGUAUGUGAAACCGCAAAGUCUUCCCCACAUGAGAUGUUUUGAAAAGCAUGGCUGAGAAAAUGAGUUGUGCAUUUAUUUGUCGAAUUGGAGAGCAACAGUGCUCUUGUAAGGCUAAAUAUGCCUGGAGGAGUUUUUAAACCACUAGAGAUAUUCCAUUGUACAUAAUUAUGUAAAUGUUAUUUGUAAAACACAUCAAUGUCAAAUAGGCAUUCAGUCGAGAUCCUUUAAAAAUGGAGUUGGGAUAUUGUUGUACAUUUUGGUCCGUUCUCACUCUUGCUUUUCUCGAAAAGUCGAUCAUGUGUUUGUCGAGGUACUGAUAAAUUCGAUCGAUGUUCCCGCUCGGUCCAUGUUUCCUUUUAGGAGUCUUUUAAAGCAC
Molecule: messenger RNA, 2444 nt
Organism: Sinocyclocheilus grahami
Lineage: Eukaryota; Metazoa; Chordata; Actinopteri; Cypriniformes; Cyprinidae
Product: homeobox protein Meis2-like
Exons: 12
Coding region: 263-1408 (381 amino acids)
Biological process (GO): regulation of DNA-templated transcription
Molecular function (GO): DNA binding
Source: RefSeq, a predicted model, not a curated record